This is a messenger RNA of Mycetomoellerius zeteki, 851 nucleotides long. RefSeq names its product intraflagellar transport protein 81 homolog. Gene Ontology annotation, biological process: intraciliary transport; cilium assembly. NCBI's taxonomy places the organism in Eukaryota, Metazoa, Arthropoda, Insecta, Hymenoptera, Formicidae. Gene Ontology annotation, molecular function: tubulin binding. The transcript is spliced from 5 exons. The record is from RefSeq and is a predicted model, not a curated record. Bases 228 to 851 code for a protein of 207 amino acids. Gene Ontology annotation, cellular component: intraciliary transport particle B; ciliary basal body.
CCUUUAUUCCUUAAUUGAUAUUGCAAGAGGUAUUGAAUACAUGUGCUAAUUGAAUAUAUCAAUACUGUUGAUGCUUUGUUGUCGAGGCAACCGCAGCCAUAACGUCCGUUAGUUUGGACAUAUUACGUUUGUAGCGCAUCGUAGUGCUACACGAAUAUUUGGCAAGUUCGAAACGCAUUUUUUACUUUUAGAAAACCAAGUGCGAAACAGCUAUAGAAAACUUCAUUAUGAGUGAAAAUGUGAAAUUUAUUGUGAUAGAAGUAAAUAAAUUACUAGGACGAAAUUACAGUAUAAUCGAAUUCAAUACCUUAAACACUGAAGACUUAUUACAGAUAUUAUGUAGUGUUCUGAUGAAGAUACAGCAACAAGAUGAUUCGGAUACCGAUUUUAAAUUGAAUUCGCUAGAAGAAAAUUCUAUAUACGUCUUAACAGCUCUUCGAAUACUUAAUUAUCAGCCUGAUGUGGAUCCUAUAAUAUUUAGACAAGGUUUAGUUCGAGGUGAAAUCGAAAUUAUUCAUCCGAUAUUGAAAUGGCUUUUGAUGCAUACCGAUGUAGUUCAGAAAAGAGUGUAUUUGUCACAGUUUCUCGUCAAGGUUGAAAUUCCGUCCGAGUAUCUAGGAGAUUCGGAAACGUCCCUUUUACAUGAACAGUAUCUGUCUCUCAUUGACAAAUUUAAGACAGUUCAUAAAGAAAAAGAGAUAGGGAAGAAAAAUGUUGAAACUGCUGUUGAGCUUGCAAUGGAUCUACAAGCAAUGACAAAGGAAAAAGAAGUAAGUAACAGAUGGCAGAUAAAAGCGAAUCGGAUCAAUAUAAGCUCUAAGGGCGGUAUUCAUAAUCAGUUCUUAUUUUAA